CGGCCGGGCCCACGUGCGCGGCGCCCGGGAGCCGGAGGAGCGGCGCUGCCAUGUGUUUCCGCGGGCGAGCCGCCGGCCGGGGCACCGCCUGAGCGCCCCCCGCCCGCGAUGCUGCGGGGCGCCGCGGGGCUCUGCGCGACGCGGCCGCCCCCCGUCCCCCCGCCGCCUCCUCCUCCAUGAGCGCCUCGGCGGCCCCCGUCAGGCUGAUGCCCGGCGGGCACCCGGAGCAGGCGGCCGCCAGCGCCCCAGCCGCGGGCUCGGCGCCCGAGCGGGGCAGCCCCGCCGCCGCUGUGCCCGGCGGCCCCGCUGCCGCCGCGCCGCGUCCCGCGGGGACCCCGGCGGUGAGGGGGGCCGCUCCCGGCGUCCCGCGGCCGGUGGCGCCCAAGGGGCCGCCCACAGCCGCCCUCCAGUUGCCGGCCAACUUGCAGCUGCCCCCAGGAACUGUUCUUAUCAGAAGCAGUAAUGGUCACCUAAUGCUGGUAUCUCAACAGUCAAUAGCAAAACCACAGAACCAGACACAAAACAGCACAAGUGUGAGACCAUCUGUGCCAGCCAGCACACCUGCAGUCAGAAUAUGUGCUGUGCAGAAUUCUGGCACACAGUUAGUAAAGAAAAUAGCAGCUGCUCCUGUGAAAACGUUAUCUCAAACAACAAAUGCUGUGGUUUCUACUGUUCAGACACCUGCUGUAAUACAGCCAGCAGCUGCAACAGCUAGUGUUACUACAGUUACUGCUGUAAAGCCUUUGAGUACUGGAACACCUGUAAAACUUCCAGUUACAGGACCACCUGCACAAGCUAUCUCCCAAAAGGCAGUCUCUGUGAAAGCAGAGGGCACAACAGUAGCACAGACCAGCGCUUCUACAGAGAUGCUAGAGAAUGUGAAGAAAUGCAAGAAUUUUCUUGCUACGCUAGUAAAAUUGGCAUCUAGCGGACCUCAAGCCCUUGAGAUGGGGCAGAAUGUGAAGAGUCUGGUGCAAAACCUACUGGAAGCAAAAAUUGAGCCAGAAGAAUUUACAAAAAAGUUGUACAUAGAGCUUAAGUCAUCUCCACAACCAUAUUUAGUUCCUUUUCUCAAGAAAAGCGUGCUUGCCCUAAGGCAACUAAUGCCUAAUCCUCAGAGCUUUAUCCAGCAAUGUAUGGAGCAGACAGCCCCAACUCAAGAAGUGGUUUCCACUUGUCCCUCUGCAGUACCAGCUCCUGCGACAGAAGCAGCAACUUCGACUGCAGCAACAACUGCUCUUCCAGCUGUAAAACCUGUGCCUGCCUCUGCAGCAGCCACAGCCCCUCUAGUUAUCACACCAGUCCUUGCCAGCACAUCGGCAGCUGCUCCUCUGCAGGCUGUGAAGGCCAUUCCUUCCCCUGCUGUGGGGCCAGCAUCGCUCAGGCCCGCAGCUCCCGUCCUCAGCACGCCCGUGGCAUCGUCCGGGCUGACCGCUGGCCGGCCUGGCAAGCCGCUCUUCCCCUCCACGCUGCCAGCACCCUCUCUGCAGUCUGCAAAGCCAGUGCUGGUCUCUGCAGUGGCAUCUUCAGCAGCAAACCCUCUCCAGCCUCUGAAGCCAGCCAUUGGAACCCCAAUUGGUAUUAAGAUCUCGCAGCCCAGCUCCAUGGUGGCGCGGCCAGCGGGUGCUCAGCAGGUGGUUAAAGUGAAGCAGCUGGUAGUCCAACAACCAUCGGGAACCAUUGUCAAGCAAGUAUCCACACUCCCACAGCCCUCAGUGCUCACCCUACAGACACCUGCUGAGAAGAAGGUGCCACUGAAUACACUUGUUCAAACCAACCAGUUUCCUGCAGGUUCCAUUCUGAAGCAAAUUACCUUGCCAAGAAAUCAAAUAUGGUCACUUCAAGCAUCUCCUGUUCAGAAAGCGAAAAUGAAAGAGAAUGGAGCAACAUCCUUCAGAGAUGAAGAUGACCUAAAUGAUGUGACUUCUAUGGCUGGGGUUAAUCUCAGCGAGGAGAAUGCCUAUAUUUUGGCAACAAACUCUGAGCUCAUUGGCACAGUGAUUCACUCUUGCGCAGAUGAACCAUUUCUGUCUUUGGAAGCUCUUCAGAGUAAGAUCAUGAACAUAGGAAGCAACUAUCCUUUAAGGUUUUCUUUACAUGGAAACAGUCUGAAGUACAACCAGAAAAAAGAAACUGAUGCCACUUUAACAUGUAAAAGGCAUGACAUUAUGGAACUUAACUCUGAUGUUGUGAACUUCAUCUCCCAUGCUACACAGGAGAGAUUACGAGGACUCCUAGAAAAACUAACUGUAAUUGCUCAGCACAGAGUAUCAACCCACAAGGGAAGCGAUAAGUACAUUGUAUGUAGUGACACCAGAGCACAACUGAGAUUUCUUGAGAAGCUUGAUCACCUAGAAAAGCAGAGAAAAGAUGAAGAGGAACGUGAAAUGUUGCUUCGAGCAGCCAAGAGCCGUUCCAAUAAAGAAGAUCCAGAGCAACUGCGCUUAAAGCAGAAAGCAAAAGAGAUGCAACAGUUGGAAUUAGCACAGAUGCAGCAAAGAGAAGCCAACCUCACAGCUUUGGCAGCCAUUGGACCAAGGAAGAAAAGACCAUUGGAUUCAUCAAACGUUGGAUCUGGGCUCGAGGGUUUGAACAGCAAUGGAAUUGCUGGAUCAUCAGGUUUUAGCCUUACGAAGCAGAUGCUCUGUCCAAGAGUAACCCGUGUUUGUCUCAGGGACUUGAUAUUCUGCAUGGAACAAGAGAGGGAGAUGAAGCAUUCUCUACGCUUGUACCAUGCUCUUCUGAAGUGAUUUGAAUCUUGCAUUUCACCAUGCUGUCUACUGCCAAAGAUAACACUGAAGCAUUGUUGCACUGUCUUGAAAUUCCAGUUUCUGGAAAAUGAUCCGUUGUAAGGAUAACUCUUGUUUACAGAUAAACAUUUUUAUUAAAUACCUAACUUAGCACCUGUAAAGUUUUCAAUAAUACUUGGCUUAAAUCAGUCUGUAAACCAGUGAAAACACUGAGCUGCACACAUAAGCACCUAUCUGCUUGCAUUUAACUGUUUUACAAGAUCUGAGGGCUUGAUAAGUGUCCCUAGUUUAUGUAUGCCACUUGCUUCAGUACUCCAGAGUCUGCAACAUCUGUUCUAUGUGUAGUGCCACCUUCCAACCCAAUCUUAUUUGAGGAAACAAAUAUCACUAUAAUGGCCCAGCAUAGCAUGGCAACGGUAUUUAAUCAUGAACCAGCAGUCAGUAAACAUGUUGAUGUAUUGCCUGUCUGACUCAAUAUCUUAAAUAUUCUGGGUUUAGAAUUACUACUGGAUGCUCAUUUGUGGAGAUCAAAGUAGCAAGCAAAAGGAAUGAGGGGUCCUUUCUACCCCACACUUUGCCUCAAUUGCCCUCAGCCUUUCCUCUGAGAGGAAAAUGACAGAGGCAAGGAGGACAAAUCAGUCAUUCUUGUAAUUGAAGUACAUCACAUGGUGUAGUUAGGGCAUACUUGGAUGGUCAUAGAAAAUUUGGAGUUACUAAAAAUAAAAGGAGUAAAAGAUCCUAAAAAGGGAAGUUAAACAGAAAAAACAGUUUAUCUUUCUGUGGAUACAAAAAAUAGCAUUGAACUUGAGCAUAGAUGUGGAAAGAUAGUAACAAAACCUGUUCUGACUACAAUAAAGGAAAAAGUUGAGAUGCAUUAAAACUCUGGAGGUGAAGACUCUCCUUGGAGAGGAGCAGUGUUUGCAAAGCACAGGAUUCACUGCUUUAGAAUAUUGUUUUAAUACUUUAAUGUGGUGUAACAGGGAAGCUUCUCAAAUAGAAAGUAUUUAGAGAGUUGCUUUGUUCCCAUUCAGUGAGAAGGAGGACUCUGGAUUAUAAAGACUGUUUGAACAGGUUCAGAGAUUGUCUACUUUCUGGUAAAGACUGGCUUGUGGUGGAAGGAAAGCCCUCUGGGUCACCCUUCUCCCCAGGCUCCAAACGUUGCCUUUCAUGACACAGCACUGUAUAGUAUGGCUGUUUCCCAGGACUGGUGGGAAAGACACUGACUGCAUUCAUGGAAUGACAGAAUAUCCCGAGUUGGAAGGGACCCCCCUCAAUGAUCAUCGAGUCCAACUCUAAACUGAACGGCCUGCACAGGGAUUGAACACAGAACAUGAUUACACCAUGCUCUAACCAACUAUUGAAUGGCCUCCUGCUGAAUUUUCUUUUAUUUGACAAGAAACAAGCUUCCUAUGGUUACUUGGCAUGCUACUUCAAAACUUGAAGCGACUGUUCACACAACUACUCUGCACUAUCAGAACCACUGUAGAUGGUUACCAAAUUCAUGAAGUUGUGAAUUGGUUAUGUUGGUUUUUGUUGGAACAGUAGUAAACAAAUCUAGUAAAUGAAUACUGUAAAUUAUUUAUAUAUGUAUAUAUAGUUUAUAUAUAUAUAUAUAAGAAAAGCAGUACUUUGACUAUAGUUUGCAAGAUAUUGAUGGCAUCGGGCAAAAUUGUUUUGUAUUAUUAAAUGCUUAGCUUUACUUUUUAUGUAAAGUGCAGCAUUUUCCAUACUUGUGUACUGUUAUUGAUCAGAUGUUAAAAAUUAUUUUAAAUACUGCAUUAAAGCAAUUAUUUUAUUAAAAAUAA
This is a messenger RNA of Taeniopygia guttata (zebra finch), 4555 nucleotides long. It is a transcript of the gene TAF4B, whose product is annotated as TATA-box binding protein associated factor 4b. The record is from RefSeq and is a predicted model, not a curated record. Gene Ontology annotation, biological process: DNA-templated transcription; transcription initiation at RNA polymerase II promoter. Gene Ontology annotation, molecular function: protein heterodimerization activity; RNA polymerase II general transcription initiation factor activity; DNA binding. Gene Ontology annotation, cellular component: transcription factor TFIID complex. Lineage: Eukaryota; Metazoa; Chordata; Aves; Passeriformes; Estrildidae.